Molecule: messenger RNA, 1114 nt
Organism: Umbelopsis ramanniana AG
Lineage: Eukaryota; Fungi; Mucoromycota; Umbelopsidomycetes; Umbelopsidales; Umbelopsidaceae
Exons: 5
Coding region: 355-903 (182 amino acids)
Source: RefSeq, a predicted model, not a curated record
UAUUAUUUUCGCUCGCCAAACCUCAUUCGUGAAAUUAUAGCUUUUUUACCAUGUCCCAGGCCAUACCAGCCAUUGUUACAGAGCAGUCUUCGUCGGAGCAUGACAUUCGCCCCGAAGACGAUGACCUCAAUGUCGAUACAGAAGAAGACCGACAGGUAGAGGAAGCGGUGAUUGUGGAAAAGCCAGACCCCAACCAGUUUGAUUCCGAAACAGACGAAGACGAAGAUGAAGUGCCACAUGAAGAUGACCUUGAGUAUGACGCAGCCAACGACGCCAACCUUGACAAGGCGGAUAAAGAACUGAUGGCUAUCACCGAGAGAAAUCGACACAUUGACUUAUGUCGAUAAAGCCAGCAUGGCUGAGAUUUUACCGGGACCACAACGUCGAGUCCGCACCUACUUGAUUAUGUGCGAUUUCAGCGACGAAAGUUAUCAUGCCAUGGAGUGGGCUAUGGGUACUAUGCUUAGAAACAAUGACGAACUCCAUAUAUUGACUGUCGUUAAUAAGGAAGAAGAGUUUGGUAGCGAUGAAGAUGUUCGUAAAGAACUCGAAAAGGCAUCAAAACAAUCCACUUCCAAGGCCAAAGAUACCAUUGAAAAGAUGCUAUUGUAUAAUAUCAGGAUAACUACCCAUGUCGUCUAUGGCAAGAUUAAGGAUACGCUGCUGAAUAUGAUUGACGACUUAGAUUUGACCAUGGUUAUCUGUGGAUCACGCGGCCGAGGUCCUCUCAAAGGCUUCAUUAUGGGGUCGAUCAGUUCUUUCCUAGUGCACAAUGCAUCUGUGCCAGUUUCAGUGGUGCGUAAUCAUAAAUUGGCCAGCCAACGCAAGAGAAGACCCUCUGCAGCUAGAAAACUGAGUCAAAGCGUGCAGAGCGGCGAGCUUAAGGUCGAUGAAGCAGAGUAACUUAUAGCCUACUUAUUUUGUAUACAUUGUACUUUCGUUUUCAUUUCCCUCAAACCGAUUUACAUAUUAAAUAACUUUGGAAUGUAUUAAAUGUGGAGUGGGACUCCUCCAGAGGGAGAAGUGAUAAAGACAGUAUUAUGUGUGCUUACAGUACAGUCUGACCAUUCUGUUGAUGUUAAGACGAAUAGACAUCCAAGGGGGUAAAUAGUAU